CGGAAAAGCCGUAUCACAUAGUAGUAAAUAGUACACAUUUUUUUAGAAAUCAUGAAAAAGACGAUAUUUGCACACAAUUUGAGGAGUUAACAGCUACAUUAUACGAUUUCUCUAUAAAAUAUUGUUUUUAAUUACUGGAUUCCCCUAAAAUGUGCAUUGUGAUUUUGCGCAACAAUGUCAGCUCAUAAAAGUAGUCCCACAUAGAAAAUUUGAGAGGGUGGAACGACAUAAAAUUACGAACUUUUAUAUUUCAUCUAAUUGUUACGUUAUUUGCAAAUAGUCCGAUAUACAGUUGUUGUUCAGACAUAGUUCAGAAUAAACUGAAGAUAAACAAAAACAAACAUUCCAUCAUAGACUUGUAAUUUAACCAAUUGGUUUAGAGAGAAUGGCAGGACGUGGAGGCGCACAGUGGCCAAAUGGUGCUGCUCAGGGGAAAAUAUGCCAGUUCAAAUUAGUCCUCCUUGGAGAAUCUGCAGUGGGGAAGUCAAGUUUAGUGUUACGAUUUGUUAAAGGACAAUUCCAUGAAUAUCAAGAAAGUACUAUAGGAGCUGCAUUUCUAACACAGACAGUUUGUUUGGAUGAUACCACAGUAAAGUUUGAAAUCUGGGACACAGCGGGCCAAGAACGCUACCACAGUCUCGCACCUAUGUAUUAUAGAGGUGCACAGGCGGCCAUUGUUGUAUAUGACAUCACAAACCAAGACACAUUUGGGAGGGCAAAGACUUGGGUGAAAGAACUACAGAGACAGGCCAGCCCUAAUAUAGUCAUAGCGUUAGCAGGGAAUAAGGCAGAUCUGGCAAACAAACGCAUGGUGGAGUACGACGAAGCCCAAGCAUACGCAGAAGAAAACAGUUUACUAUUUAUGGAAACUUCAGCUAAAACAGCUAUGAAUGUAAAUGAUAUAUUUUUGGCAAUAGCAAAGAAACUACCUAAAAGUGAACAAGGACAAGCCUCACAACCACGACAAAGAGGAGUAGAUUUAAAUGAACAGAACCAAUCAAGCUCAGGCGGCUGUUGUAAAUCAUAAGACCAUAUAAGGACAGUUAGUAAUUCAAACUGCGGUCUGAUGAAAUGGAAUUUUAAAAUCGAAAAUUUGUAUAGAGAUAUUGAGUUGGCUGGCACGAUGUGAACGCGGGAUCAAGUGGAAUAUUGAAGACUAAAUCAAUAAUUAUCAUGGAUUAUAAUAUUAUAAUUAUUACAUCAUGCAGUUCAUUAUGGUGAUACAGAACGGCAGAGAUCAAUGCGACAAAGCUGAGCCUUAUAUACUGGCGCCAUCUAUAGCUGCUUGAAGUCACAUUAGUGCAAACAGUAUUCAAAACAUCAGUUGUAGAAUUGGGCAUUAAGAUGGCAUCAUACAAUGUAGGGAAGCAAAAAGUUAAAUCAUAUUAACAUUAAGGAAGGCAAAAUAGAAUGAUUAUGUGAAGUCAUUCAUGCACAAACAGAUCAAGGAUCAUCCUUAGACUCAUCAGAAUUUAAAAGAUUAUCUUUUAAUAACAUUUCAAGUGUGACUGAGUUUAGGCAUCAGCUUUCAUCUGUUAUAUCGACACUUUAGUGCUUAGCUGUAAAAGCAGGUGAACCAAUGGUGUGCUUGGCCAAAUAUGUUAUUUUACAGAAUUGCACUAGGAGGAGGGAAUUACCCAGAGUUCAAAGACAAACUUGUCCUCAUUUAAAAUUGAACCUGGAGGUUCAUAUCUACAUAAUGGUAGGUUCAUCUAUGAAUUCUAGGUAAUUUUGCCCUCUUAUAGCAUUGUAGAAUUUUGAAAUAC
Owenia fusiformis is the source of this 1766-nucleotide messenger RNA. The record is from the annotation of a GenBank genome assembly. NCBI's taxonomy places the organism in Eukaryota, Metazoa, Annelida, Polychaeta, Sabellida, Oweniidae.